Aspergillus homomorphus CBS 101889 is the source of this 1291-nucleotide messenger RNA. RefSeq lists its product as uncharacterized. Gene Ontology annotation, molecular function: transmembrane transporter activity. The record is from RefSeq and is a predicted model, not a curated record. Gene Ontology annotation, biological process: transmembrane transport. The transcript has 4 exons. Bases 206 to 1234 code for a protein of 342 amino acids. NCBI's taxonomy places the organism in Eukaryota, Fungi, Ascomycota, Eurotiomycetes, Eurotiales, Aspergillaceae.
CCAUGCCAUUGCAAGCUUACCGUUUCAAUUAGAAAAUUCAACUGUUGAUAUGAAGCCUUCAUGUCCAUUCAGAUAUUUUGCAUCAUAAGCAUUCAGUCCCUCAUUGGCCAAUUGGGACGCGCGGCUACCUCAGCCAGCAUUACAACCAACCUGAUCUCGUCGCUAUUGAUUCAAUUGUAUCAAUUUGUGAUGAUAAUUAUGACCAAUGACUAAACCACCUUCCUCCUCAAUUGCAGCACGGCUGCUACGAUUGCGAAUUCAAAUGUUCUUUCGACUAGCGACAAGCUCUUCUCGGUGUUUCUAUAUCAACUUGCCCCUGGGCGUCAUUCCGGUUACCGUGAUCAUCUUCUUCAUCCAAACCCUGAAUGAUCAGGCGACUACCAAGACCAGCCUCUUGGAACAAGUGAAGCAGAUGGACCCUCUUGGCUUAGUGACUCCGUGGCCGGGCGUCGUCUGCUUUAACGGACGCAUCAUUGCACUUCUUGUUAUUACCGUGAUCCUUCUCAUCAUCUUCACCAUUGUGCAAAUAAAGAGCGAAAACCGGGCGACAAUGCCGAUGCGCGUCUUUCAUAACCGGGCUCUGCCCUGCUUUGUGCCGACCAUCAAGGGCGCCAGUGCCCUUGAGUCGGGCAUCAUGAACCUUCCCAUGAUCCUCCGCUUUGUUGUUGCGUCUGUCUUGGGAGGUCUCUUGACGUCCGUGGUGGGCUACUACGUGCCGUUCAAAUAUGAAACUGUCGUGCUCCUAGGUAUUGGUGCCGGUCUUCUAAGUACCCCAGAGGCCAACUCCGGACAUGCCGACUGGAUUGGCUAUCAAGUGACCUCGGGACUGGGCAUCGGGUUCGGCUUGCAGUCGGCCUUUUCACCCUCCCAGACAGUCCCCUCCCUGUCCGUUGUGGCAUUUGGACCUUGGAUUAUCAUUUUCGCAGAGAAGCUCGGAGCAGCCUUCAUGGAGUCUGUGGCGAUGAGCGUGUUUACCAACCAGUUAGUCCGCAACCUGGCCGAAGAUGUCCCUUCAAUUGACCCCAACACCGUGGUCAAUGCGGAUGCGACCGGGCUGGUCAAUACCGUGCCCUCAUCGUUGUACGAUGCAGUCAUUUUGGCGUACAACAAGUUUGUGACACAGACACUCUAUGUUGCAAUUGCAACUGCCGUGGCGUACUGCGGUGUCCUUGGAGUGACAGCGCUGGAAUGGAUUAAUAUCAAGGCGAAGAAGUCGGAGGAGAAUAGCGCGUGAGAUAAGAUUUUAAACUUGACCAUUUUUUACUAUUAGAGCAAAGAUAACAAUGUCAUG